This is a messenger RNA of Durio zibethinus, 4135 nucleotides long. RefSeq lists its product as uncharacterized. The record is from RefSeq and is a predicted model, not a curated record. NCBI's taxonomy places the organism in Eukaryota, Viridiplantae, Streptophyta, Magnoliopsida, Malvales, Malvaceae.
GGAAGAGAAUCUAGGCCAUUUCUUUAUAGUUACUCAAACAACAAAAUAAUAUAUAUUGAGAAAUAACAGAAUUGUGAGAGAAGUGAAGGAAAAGCAGAGAAUAAAAGGAGACCAGAUGUUGACAAAAUUCAUGUCAACGUUCUUAGAAGGCCGUUUUGUUUGUGUGAAGAUUGCUUAUCGGGGAUCUUUCUCUCUCUCUCUCUCUAACGCACGCCACAGCGAAGGUUUUUCUCCGGAAACAAAAAUAAAAAUUAGAACUUAAACGGUAUCUUUUUUUUUUUAAGGGACAGAAAGGUUUGGCCCAGAAGAGCGAAAUCUCCUGCUUUUCUUUUUGGUUCAACCUGAUGACAAUCUAACCUUUAACGGUGUUACAAAAACACCCACUUGGUUGUUUUAGCUGUAUUGAUUACUGUAAUUUUGUUGUUGUUGUUGUUGUAAAGCUUUAAUCUUUGAAGUUUGGAAGCUGUGAAUUAUCUAUGAUGGGGAAGUAUAAAGCAAAAUCCAUGGGAGAAUCUUGAAGGAGAGGUGAUUAGAGGAUGUGGGUCUGAGGAAUGGGAACAAAAGUGCAAUCUAAAAGCUAUUUGCCAGGAUAUUACUCAAUGAGGUAUCUCAACGAGGAUUCUAACAGUUGUAGCUGGCCACUUCGUUAUGGGGAUAAAACCUUGACAAAUGGUCAGUAUUACACUAGCUUUUUCCCGAGGCCCAGUAUAGAUGCAUAUCCUAGGUAUGAUAAGGACGUAUUGAAGAGAACAAUGCUUGAGCAUGAGGCUAUAUUUAAGAAUCAGGUGUCUGAGCUUCAUUGCUUGUACAGGAUACAAAGGGACUUAAUGGAUGAAAUCAAAAAGAAAGAAUUACAAAAAAAUCGGAUUCCUAUUGAGCCAUCAUUAUCCUCAAGUCCGUUAGCCUCACAAAUUACAACUGAAGAGGCUCAGAAACAGCAUAUCCCCAGCUUCCCUGUGGCAAACUCUUUUUCUGGUAGACCAUCGGUUUCUGUUGUUGAAGAUAGUCAUUCUCCCCUUAGUUCCAUGAAGGGAAGCAGCAUCCAAGUUGGUUCCUUUCUGUCCCAAAAUGGAGGUAAUUCAAAGGAUGUUGAGGUGCUAGAGUGCAGACCCACAAAAGUGAGAAAGAAAAUGUUUGAUCUUCAACUGCCGGCAGACGAGUACAUUGAUACUGAAGAAGCAGAACAGUUCAGGGAUGAUACAAAAUCUGGCAUGUCAAAUUAUCUUCCAAAUGGAAGUGGGAAAAUUGGGCCUGAGAGUGGUGUGAAGCUAUUUCGUGGUGAUGUUGGGAAGACUGGUUGCCAAGGAGAUGCUUCAAGAUCUGAUUCAUAUUUAAGGGGCAAGAAUAGUUUGGCUGACUUGAAUGAGCCUAUUCAGAUUGAAGAAACCAAUGGUUCUGCAAAUUUGCACUUUCUAGGCCAUGGCCCCUAUCAUGGAGGCCGUGAACUCUCUGUUAAACCAAAGCAAGAGCCUUUUGGUUUGCCAAAAGACAUUUCUGUGAAUUCUCAUCAACAAAGUGAUAAUAGGUCCAUAAACAAUAUACAUGUUGAGAACAAUGGAAAUGCUAGAGGAUUCUUUUCCCAUGUGCUUGAAGCAGGGCAUGGUAAAAGCAACUCAAAGUCUCUUUCUCAAGGUUUUCAGCCGCAGAAGUUGCCUGUAUCUUCUCGACAGGUACAGGUUCCUUUGGACAAAGCUCAUGAUCCUCCAAUGUUUUUGCUUGCUGAUCAAAGCAAGACAGAUCUCUCAAGAGAAAGAAUGCUUCACUUUUUAGAAGUUUUGGAAAGAAAUUGUGAAAUCUCCAAUAACAGCGAUCCGGAGUCAAUCAUGACUUCAAAUGCACCUAGUUUGAAUACAUUUGCUUCUUCUGAUCUGGUAAAGCCAUUGUCUCAUUCGGUUUCUUCUUGGGAAAAUUCUUCCAGUAGCUUAAGGCAGAAGUCAAUGUCAUUUUGGACUCACCCAUUUUUGAGCUCAUCCGGUCCUAUUAGUAAGAGUUCUGUCAUAUCACCCCAGAGCAAUGGGAUUUUUGGAGAGAAGUGGCACAUGAGUAGCAAUUCUAGACUUAACCCGGGUUUUGGAAGUGAAUUGCCAAAUCGAAAUGAUUUUUAUUAUGGAUCCUCAUCAGGGUCCAAAGAACCUGCAAUUCACUUCCCUUCAGUCAGUUACAAUUAUCUGAACUGUAGUAAUUAUAGUAAGGGGGUCUCUGAGCAGUUCAACAGUCAUGGUUCAACUAAGCCCUACAACCUCUCAAAUAGUGUUGAUAUGAAGUCUACAAGUGAUGUGAAUUUGAAUGUGGUGCUAUCAAACAGUUCAUCUAAUGUGCCAGUUUUGCAAGGAGGUCCUCAAAUAGAUGGAGGAAGAAAGCAUGAGGACCAUCUUCCAGGGUUGCCAUGGCUACUAGCCAAGCCUGCUUGUAAGAAUGAGGCCACAAGUUCAGGAAGGGAUUUGAAUGCUGGAGAAUUGAGCUUCUCUCAAUCUUUUCCAAAGCAGUCAACCAAUAAAAAUGAGACUGGAAAUGGUUUAAGUCAAAUUUUUACACAGGAUGUAAAGUCAGUUUCGUUCUCCGAUAAUGUUGAUGCCGGCAGGAGUGAAACAAUUGCAUGCCUGCGCAAUAAAAAGAUUCUAGGGAAUCCCAUUUUUGAAAAGAAUUAUGUUUCUAAGAAUGAGUCUUCUUGUACCUCCCCGUAUGUACCUGUUACUCAACCACCUGAAGGUGAAGCAGAAAAUAGGGGGAGAAAUAAGUUACUUGAUAUUAACUUACCUUGUGAUGUGACUGUUCCUGAUGUGAGCCAAGACAUUGUUGCAGAGAAUUCAGCCAUGGAGAAGGAAGGAGAUACAAAGUUAUCAAGUUUCAGACAUCAAAUUGACUUGAACUCCAGUGUUGAUGAGGAUGAAGCUUCUUUUAUACCCUCUGUUCUGAGCACCAGUAUGAAGAUGACUGGAGGGAUAGAUUUGGAAGCUCCAGUAGUUCCGGAGCCUGAGGAUGUCAUUCAUGGUGAAGAAUUACUGGAAAAGGCAUGUGAAUUACCUUUGCAAUCAGAACAAAGCAAAGAUGACUGCCUGCAGGAUGAACUUUUUAAGAGUGCAGUAGAGGCAAUAGUUGCCAUCUCAUCAUCUGGUCAGUGCAUUCAUUUGGAUGAUGUCAAUUGCUAUUCAUCUGAAACUUCUAUGACAGACCACCUUAAUUGGUUUGUCGAGACAAUUUCCUCUUUCGGCGAGGAUCUUGAGAGCAAGUUCGAGGCUCUUUUGAGAGGUAAAGAUGGGGAUCAAGAAGAAUCUUCCUUAGAAGAGAUUGAUUUUUUUGAAUCAAAUAUUUUGAAAUUACCAGAAACCAAGGAAGAGGAUUUUAUGCCCAAGCCUCUGGUUCCUGAAAACUUUAAAGUGGAAGAAACAGGAACUACCUCUCUGUUAACAAGUCGAACACGAAAGGGCCAGGGAAGGCGAGGAAGGCAGCGGAGGGACUUCCAAAGGGACAUCCUUCCAGGUCUUGCUUCCCUAUCAAGGCAUGAGGUAACAGAAGAUCUUCAGACAUUUGGAGGGCUUAUGAGAGCAAUGGGUCAUUCAUGGCAUUCAGGAUUGACAAGAAGAAACUCCACUAGAAGCGGUUGUGGCAGGGGGAGGCGACGGUCGGUAACUAACUCCUCUCCUGCUUUAGCAGCUGCCACAACUUGCACGCCAUUGAUGCAGCAACUUAAUAGUAUUGAAGUGGGAUGGGGGAAGACAACUAGACGACCCCGCCGGCAAAAAUGUGCCACAGGAAACCCUCCAUCUCUUGCCUUAACCUAAUUCCAGAAACGGGCUUUAAUGUAUUAAUUGAGGAUACUAUAGAGGGAACUAUGUCAUUGUUGCUUCACUGGCUUUGAGAAGCGAGGUUAUCAUGAUCCCUGGGGAUUGCCUUUCUAUAUUUCUCAGCCUGAAAUUUGGCUACACUUGCAUUAUCCUUUAAUAAUGUCGCAUGAUUUCUUACAAGAUAUAUGACAGCAUUCCUUCAGUUUGUGAAUUUAGUGAAACCAUAUGGGUUCUCUUUGUAUUUUAGGGUUGACUAACCAUCAAUGCUAACUCUAAUGACAUGCAAACUAAUUUAACAGAUAAUCGGCACUGUUCUCAACACUUCUGAUAUUUCUAUAUUGGGAUAUUUU